AUGGAGCCCGUCAAGCCUAUACACAUCACCACACCAUCCACAACCCUGCUUGCGCGGGUGAGGACGAUGGUGCCUCCGAUGCUAGAGAAGUUUCACAAAGGCCAAUUGGGUCGGGUUGCGGUCAUUGGUGGCAGUGCCGAUUAUACAGGAGCACCGUAUUUCUCGGCAAUGGCGUCUGCAAGAUUAGGUUGUGAUAUGAGUCACGUCAUAUGUGAAAAAUCAGCUGCACCGGUCAUAAAAGCAUAUUCCCCAAACCUAAUGGUCCACCCCAUUCUUCCCAGCACAGCAUCAGUCUCAGACUCCCCCUCCAAAGACCCAGCAUCCCUCGCCAGCCCCAUCCUCGACAUGCUACCCCGCCUACACGUUCUGGUCAUCGGUCCCGGCCUAGGCCGAGACGGCGUAACCCAAAAAGUCGUGAUAGAAAUCAUGAAAGAAGCACGCAACAAAUCCGUGCCCUUUGUCCUCGACGCAGACGGACUAAUGCUCGUAAUUGAAAAACCGGAUCUAGUCAAGGGGUACAAAGAGUGUAUCUUGACACCCAAUGUUGUGGAGUUUGGUCGUCUGGCGAAGGCGCUUGGUGUGCAGGUGCCGAAUGCAAAGGAUCAGGAUGAUGAGCAGCAGUUGAGUAAGGCGUCGGAGGCUUGUGAGAAACUCUCGCAGGCGUUGGGGGGUGUUACGAUUAUUCAGAAGGGGGCCAAGGAUGUGAUUUCUAAUGGUGUUACGAGUAUCAUAUCUGAUCUCAGAGGAGGACUUAAGCGGAGCGGUGGACAGGGUGAUACCCUUACAGGCUCUCUGGGAACUUUGAUGGCCUGGCGUGCAGCAUACCACGAUGGUCUAUGGGAUUCGGGGGAGAAGUCUUCCAAGUCUACUGCACAGAGCAAGGAGGAAGUUCAAGCCGAGAUAGAGAACAAGGAUACGAAGAUGUCGCCGACUACGACUUUGCUUCUGGCAGCGUAUGCUGGAAGUGCGAUCACGAGGGAUUGCUCGAGACGGGCUUUUGAGUCCAGGGGACGGAGUCUGCAGGCUAGUGAUUUGACAGAUCAGGUCCAUGAGGCGUUCUUGGAUCUGAUUGGGGAGCCGGAGGCGAAACUGUAG
Talaromyces amestolkiae is the source of this 1095-nucleotide messenger RNA. RefSeq lists its product as uncharacterized. Lineage: Eukaryota; Fungi; Ascomycota; Eurotiomycetes; Eurotiales; Trichocomaceae. The record is from RefSeq and is a predicted model, not a curated record. The transcript is spliced from 6 exons. The coding region runs from base 1 to 1095 and encodes 364 amino acids. Gene Ontology annotation, molecular function: ATP-dependent NAD(P)H-hydrate dehydratase activity. Gene Ontology annotation, biological process: metabolite repair.